AUGGUCAAAACAUCGUAUGAAAUAUUACUCUUGGCUAAAAAGAAAAAGCCGUUUUCUGAUGGGGACAUUAUAAAACAGAGUUUGACAAUUUUUGCGCAGAACUGCAAUGAUCAAAAGGUUAAAGCCAUGGCAGAUAGUAUUUCACUUUCGCGCAACACAGUAAUGAGACGAGUAGAAGAAAUGUCAACAGACAUUAUCAGUCAAAUUACAGAGUUUGUCACUAAAUACAGAUAUUUUUCACUUGCAUUGGACGAAACCUGCGAUUUAACAGCAAACAUUCAGCUAGAAGUGACAGAUCUUCAAAAUCACACUGCUCUUAAACAAGUUUUCUCCCAAAACGUAUCUUCAGAGCAGCUAACAGAAAGUUUUGCAAAUUUUUGGAAAAAAGUUUCUAGUGAAGAUUUCCCAACAUUGCGCGACCUUGCUAUGCAAAUUUUAAGCAGCCAUAUUUUACAACCUCUGGAUGUGGGAGUGUUUCGGCCACUUAAAGCGGCAUGGAGAGCAGAGUUACAAAAUUAUAAAAUAAAACAUCCCAGCUUAGUACCCACAAAACAUGAUUUCUACAAAUUUCAAACACCGGUCUAUGAAAAAUGUUUCACACCAACCAAUAAUCGAGCAGGAUUUAGUAAAGCUGGAAUUUAUUCAUUAAAUAAAAAUGCUGUAUGCUCAGACGCUAUUGCACCUUCCAAGUUAUCCGAUCAACCUGUAAUUACUGGACAAGAUUCAAUGGAAGAAAUAACUAUCGGUAUUGACUACGAUGAUGAAAUUCCUCACUCUGGACUACACAAUGACCCUCUGUGUGACGGAGAAGUCAAAGAAAAUGACGACCCUUCGAUCUCAAGUACUAGUCUUUUUGAAAAAUCUCAAACACAGAAUGAUGAGCCUCUUGUAUUACAAAUGGAAUGCGAGUUAGAACCAAUUACCAAUACUGAACUAAACAUUUUAACCACCGACUACAUAUCAAGACCUCAAAACAAAAAUAAAAUUAUACAUGAUAUAUUAACAUUACCAAAGUGCCUUGGAUUUGAAAUGGCUCAUCGAAUGAGUGACAAUGCAAUAGCAUCUGCUCUUUCGGAAGAAAGUGACGACGAUUUGGACGAGCUCUUUUUACCUGGAAGCGAAGAUGAAUCGGAUCAUUUGAGUGUGCAGUCUGAAUGUGAAUGUGAAGAAGAAGAAGAAUAA
Messenger RNA from Parnassius apollo (apollo), 1182 nucleotides. The record is from the annotation of a GenBank genome assembly. Lineage: Eukaryota; Metazoa; Arthropoda; Insecta; Lepidoptera; Papilionidae.